Molecule: messenger RNA, 6920 nt
Organism: Onychostoma macrolepis
Lineage: Eukaryota; Metazoa; Chordata; Actinopteri; Cypriniformes; Cyprinidae
Gene: urb1
Product: URB1 ribosome biogenesis homolog
Exons: 41
Coding region: 88-6810 (2240 amino acids)
Biological process (GO): maturation of 5.8S rRNA from tricistronic rRNA transcript (SSU-rRNA, 5.8S rRNA, LSU-rRNA); maturation of LSU-rRNA from tricistronic rRNA transcript (SSU-rRNA, 5.8S rRNA, LSU-rRNA)
Cellular component (GO): nucleolus
Source: RefSeq, a predicted model, not a curated record
GUUUCCACGUGUUUUGCUCCUCUGUGGCUCUAGUUUUACACUUCCGCUGCUCCAUGUGUCUGUUUUCAUUUACAGUGAGAUACAGCAAUGGCUACUAAACGGCAAACUGGGGAUCCUCCUGAUUCCGCUACAACAGCUAAGAAAAGCAAAACAGACCGAAACGAGUUCACUGGCACGGUCUUUAAAUCCAUGCUAAAUGAUUCAACUAAAGCGCUAAAGGGUUUGGAGACCUUCGUAAGAAUUGCGAAGAAACUUCCAUGCGCAGGAAUCUAUGAUGUUGUCGAAGGCUACAUAAAAAUCUCAGUUGAAUGUUCAGAAAUUUUCGCAUUACUGGAGGAAGAAAAUAAUUCUGAGUCUGAAAUGAUGCUGAUGUUUCAGAGUCUAGAAAUGAUUUUGCUGCGGACGGCCAGUGAUCUGUCUCAGUUGAGCAUGGUGGGCUCCAACAUAGUUAGGAAGACUGUCUCCACUCACAUGAAACUUCUGCUGUCCUCUCUACAUUCGGAGAAUCACAGGUUUGUCCGCCAGUGUCUGUGUUUCCUGUCUGCAGUGGUAUCUCAGGGUGCCGAGGCUGCGAGGGAUGUCUUCAGUCAAAUACACUUCAGUAAAGGUCUCAUCAGUCUCGCACGGAGAAGAGACAAAACUGGAAAGCCAGAUGUUAGAAUGGCUUACAUACAGUUUGUCCUUUCAUUCCUGAUGUCUGGAGACAAUACAACUAUUGGCCAGAUACUGGAGGCUAAAGAUUUUUUGUAUGAAAUCUUGACUAGUGGACUUAAAGAAGACAAAUUAUCCAUCGUAAACCUGAUUCUGUCCACCCUGCAAACCAGAGUUGUGCAGAAUAAGACCAUCACGAAAACUCAGAAAGUGCGUUUCUUUAGUGCUUCCAUUCUGGGACAGAUUGCCUCUCUCUAUAAAUGGAAUGGGAUUGUGGAUGUCAGCGUGGCUGAGAAAGAGAAACGGAAGGAUGAAGGUGAAGGGAAGCGUAUAGUGAGGGAGCUGGUGCAUAACUUCCUGCUGGACCUCUGCUGCUCUCGCAAACAUGGCAUCAGUUUUCAUGACCCGAGCCUGGGCACCGCUGGAAGAGCAGGAAACAUCGUUCUUCUGCAGUUCCUGGUGGGGCUGAAGCAGGCGACCGAGGAUGAGAUGGUAGCGGAGCUGGUUGUUAGUGUUCUGAAGGCCAGUCCUGAUAUACUGACCAGAUACUUUAAAGAAACCAAUUUCUCAUUCAGUCCACGAAACAAAAGCACCUGGCUGGAAAACAUCACUCUACUCAAGAAAAUUUAUGAGGCUCAGCCGGAGGUGUCCAAGGCUUUCCAGAUGAGUGAAAUGAUUCCUUUACCUCGUCUGCUGUCUAUGGUGUUGGUCACGUCUCUUCCUUCAGUGUGCAAUAAAGCCUUCUUCACUCAAGGUCUCAAUUUACCCAACUUAGUGUUCCAGCACACAACAAUUUCCCUCUUGGCAUUUAUUCUCAAGCGAGCCCAGAAAAACAUCGAGCACUGUCUGGACAAAACAGUCUGGGAGAGUUCAGACAUUUACAGCCCUGCCGUGAUGGAGGAGUUUGUGCAGCUUUACAGAGAGGCACUGAGCAAGAUUCUACCGGACAUGGUGUCCGUUGUUUCCAGCUGGCAGUCGCACUCAAAGGAGAAGGAAGAUGCAGUGAAGACGAUGGGCACAGAACAAAAACAGAGCAAAGAACACACACGGCAGGACGAUCCACAGCUCAUCCUGGUGAAAGCUCUGCUGCUCCAGGUGAUGUGUUUGUAUCAGAGGGUGGUGCCUCACCUUGUCAGCCAGAGCAAAUUCGACUUUAGCAAACUCCUAAAAGGCAUUGUGACAGAGAGUGGAAUGAAACAGGAAGUUCCUCCAGUUCUACAAUAUCAAAUUCUACAACUGGCUUUGGAACUUCCUGCAAGCAAAUUCUCCUGGUUUCGUGUUCAGGAUCUACCAGAUCCUGAAAAAGGAGAGAAAUCUGUCUUCUAUUUGUUACUUAAAAUGUUUGAAAGUAGUAACAGUAACUACUUGAAGACUUCAACCAGGAUGCUGGUCCUAAAAGUGUUGCGGGACAGCGGUGUAUUUGAGCACACGUGGACGGAGCUGGAGUUAUGGUUGGACCAUCUGGCGCUUUUGGACCCAUCCCAGCAGGAGACCGUUAUUCAGUUUUUAGACCAUGUUUUGAUGAGAGUGGUGUGUAACCCACACCUGUACACUGAGAAAGCAGCGAGUAUGGUUCAGGAGGCGGCGUAUCUACAGGCUAACCUGAGCGGCCAGGAGGGAGAUGAAGCCAGCAUCCCCAUAUCACACAUCGACGAUGUGCUCGACAUGGUUGAUGUUAUAGUGGAGGGCAGUGAAGGGGAUGUUGAGGAGAUCGGACCUUCCCUCACUGAAGACAUCAUCCUCCAGACGUUCCCGUUUAGUGCCAUUGUACCAGCUGUGCUCGAGGUUCGCAACAAACUGCCGGAGAGUUUUAAAGAUGGGAAAGGUGUGGUGUAUGAGUACAUGGCUGCAGUCCUGUGUGACGUUCUGCACUGUCAGAGGGACCCGCUGGCUCUGUGUCUGACCCUCCAGCACUACGAUAAAGAGCUGAACACGUCAGAUGCCUCUUCCCCUCCUCACGCCUCUGUCGUCGCCUUCUACCACUACUACUCUCAGUGGCUCCCCAAACAUACACAAGAGACCCUGUUCGUCACUGAAAACUUCCCGGAUGGUCCAUCUGGCGCUGACUUCACCGCACUUCUGAAGGCCUCCUAUAGUGAAGGGGCGAAUGCUUUCAUACGGGACUCUUUUAAGGAAGCUGCACAGGAAGCUCUGAAUACUCUGCACGUGUCCCGGGUCCCGGUGGCUGUCAAUCAAGUGCUUCUCUACCUCAGAAACUUUGUGCUCACUUUCAAUUCGCUCCCCAAAGAGACGGCAGCAGAGGUGUUGGGCAGUCUGAUGACCGUGCUGAACUCUCUCAUCCUGAAGCUGUUGAGCUCAGAAACACAACAGCCCACUCAACCUGAACCCGCAGAACAGCAGGACGAGGCAGACCUCUUUCUUGACACCAACCACGUACCUGCUCAGAACAUCCAACAGAUCCUGCUGGCUGUCCUCAGAUCAGUGUUUAAACACCCAGUAGUGGAGCAGUGGUUUCUGGCUCUGGAGUUGAGCUCUUUCCCUCUUCACUCCCUGAAUCCAGUGAGGCUGAAGCAGCUCUGCGGCCGUCUGACUGAGAUGACGCUCACUCUGCUGGAGUCCAGUGCCGCUGCGCUCCGAGAGCUGGACUCUUUAGAGCUCAUUAGCACAUACUUGACAGCAGCGCAGAGAGCCGUUCUCAAAGAGCUCCAAGAAAAGAGAAGCAAAAGUUGUCCCAAAAAGGAAUCCCCCUCUGUCCGAGCGCUCCUGGCUAUUCAUGAUUACAUUGACCCAUCAAGCUUGAAGGAGGUGGUGUCCACCCUGCUGUUGCUUCCUCAGAAGCACCUUGUGGCCCCUGAGAGGCAGCUGAGCGUGUACGGCCAUGCAGUGCUGAAGCUGCUCUCAGACAGCAUGAGACGUUUCUCUGAAGACCACAGCUGCAUUGCUCUGUCUCGGGCCCACCUGCAAGGUCUGGCUGCUCUCCUCACAUCCAGCCAGUGUGUGCAGCUUGAGGACUUCCUGCUGCAGGUGCUCUCCCAGGAGCCAGGCACUGCCAAACUCAUUCAGACAGAUGUUCUCUUGCACUGCAUCCAGAGAGAAAGUCCUUCAGCUCAGGCCAUGGGGGUUCUUCUUCUGGAGAACUGCUCCACGCAUGUCCUCAGCUUUGAGCUCUGGUGCCUGGAAGCAUCUAACCAAACACAGAUCAGCUCCCAAAACAGCAGCUUCCUGUUUUUACUCAACGCCUACAUGAGGAGAGCCACCAUUGAUGAUCCCACCCGCCCUAAAGACAUUCAAAAGUCAGUCCUGAAGGCCCUGAAGAAAGCUUUACUGUCCGAGCUGUGGCACACAGUGCAGCAAGGAGAAGUUGGUGUUGUGACCGACCUGCAUGUGGAGGUUCUGUCCGGUCUCAUCCGACUGGCUGCUGCGAACUCCGACCUCACACCACUUAUGAAUGAUCUACCUGCCGUCCUUCAGAAACCUGACAGUAAUGAAAGAUGGAAGCUGGCAGACUCCAUCAGCGAAAAGCUGUCAGAUUCAGAGGAACUGUCUCAGUGGAGGAAAUCUCUGCUUUCAGCUGCUGUCCUCUGGCUUUCUGCUGUAUAUAAAGAACAGAAAGACCCACAAUCCCAUCAUGAAGAGACCAUGCUGACAAGACUCAAGUCACUCCUGAUCUUUCCAGAAAAUAUCACUGCAUCAGACUGGAACACCUUUGUUAAGUCUGGGCUGAAGUAUCGAUACCGUGACUCUAACUUUUUGGGCACCUUAACCACACUGGUGGAGGUCAUAUAUGGAACACCAGAGACCCCUAAAGAGCUGUUGCCCAUGGCUACUAUCCACAUGAUGACCACCAGUCACUCUCUGUUCUUACCCACAAUGCUGGCCACACAGGACGAUUCCGACAGUCUUCAUCUGUCUAAAGAGUCGUUGGUGUCUCUCCUGCUUAUGCUGGUGAAGAAAUGUCCUGAAGUUUGUAACAUUAAUCACUUCCUUGUGCUUCUUGGUGCAUAUGGAGCUUCGUUGAACACAACAGAUCAGAAGAUUUUACUCCUGCUCCAGGAAUAUGAGAAGAACAACAUUAGUCUUACAGAGUUUCAGUAUGUGCUCUGGGGCCCUGCCGCGGUGGAGCACCAUAAAGCCCGGAAGAGCCUGGGACAUUCACUGUGGCAGAAGCCCAGCUCAGAGCAGCUGCUGUCACUGCUCACUGCAGACAGGAUGUUAAACACUGUCACACACUUCCCACAGCAGCGAUACAUCACCCCUCAGGUGAGCAAAAACUUGUUCUGCACACAGGAAGGCAAGCAUUCUCUAGAUUUGUCAUCUCUGUAUGACCCCUGCUUUCUCCUGCCUUUGUUCAGCUUCAUCCUUCGGCCAGAGUGUGCGGUAGACUGUCAGAAGUUUGUUUCCAGUCAUGCUUUGGGCGUCACCGUGGCGGCCCUGAGCAGCUAUGACCCUAAAGUGAGGGCCGCAGCGUACCAAGUACUGGGAUCCUUUUAUCAACACCUCGAGGGUGCUCACUUCAGAGAGAAGAGACUGCUACUGUACUUGCUUGACACGGUGAAGAACGGGAUCCCAAAGCAAAAUCUACGGAUGCCAAAUGUGCACGUGUCCUACAUAACCAAAGUUGCUCAGCAAAUCUUGAGACCUGAGGAACACAUGUACAUGGUGGUAAACAAAUUUCUUUUGGGAACUCAGUUUCUGGACCUCAAGAGAGUUCCUGACUUCUUCAAACUCUUCUACAGUUUUGAUCUGGAGCGCAAACUGGAGCGCGAGUGGGUGCUGAGCGUGUUGGAGGAAGGGGUUCGGGACAAGCACUGCUAUGAGAUCUGUGAGAAGCAAGGCAUCUAUCAGACCCUGCUGGGUUUCGCGAGCACACCGCUCUGUGAUCAGGCCUCUCAGAUUCAGAUUGUGAAUGUUCUGCGGCAGACCGCUCAUGUUAACAAAGCAGCUUACAACCUCAUGAAAGAACAUGGAGUCUUAACAUGGAUAUUACAGCUGAUAGACAAGAGGUUUUUUGACAGCAAGUUGUCGAGUUCAGUCAUUGAGUUGCUUCAUGCUCUGUGGUUCACUAAUUUGGGUAAUAAAGAAAUUAAACCAGAAGCGAACAGCACUGCAUCAGAGCGGCCACAGACUUCAGGCAAAUGUCUUCCUCUGCCAGUCAUCAAUGAGUUUCUGUGCACGCUGCUCACCAUCAUCAGACACCUGGGGAGUGGUGUGAACGCACUUCAGAUGAAGGCAUUCCUGCACACACUGUCCUCUGUACUGUUGCAUUGUGGGACAGCUCUGAAUGCUCACAAGGAAGCAGGCUGGCUGACACUGCACCCGCAGAAGCUAUCGUGCUCUGAAGUUCUCAGUCUCCUGCAGCGCUGGGCAGCACUGGCCCGCGACGCCGCACUGCUGUCUGCUCUGCAGACUCUCAUCAACAAACACAAAGUCAAAGAGCUGAUGGGCUCUGGAAGAGAGAAAGGGCAAGGAAAAUGCCACUCAGCGAAGCACGCUCAAUUUCGAUUGGAAAAACAGACAGAAACUGUCGAUGGACAAGGGGAAAAACUGGAGCAGGCUUUGCUGGACGAGUGUAAACCGCUUCUUAGAAACAUCCUCAUACACUGGGAACCCAAAGAAAAAGAGCUUUCCUGUUCCAAGCCUGAACCCUUCACCACAGACAAACCUGAGCCAAGCAAUCUAGAUGAUGCCACUGCAUGUUUAAUUCUCAAGUGGGCCCUCAAGACAUUGACGGAGAGUCCGUAUGAUGACAGCAGCACCUUAGCUGUCUUAAAAUGGUUCAGUAGCAUCAUACUGCCGCGUACAAGUAUCACAGAUGCUAUUCUGAUGGAUGAAGGCAUGAGAAUGGACUUCCUAAGAUUAUAUCACCAGACAUGUGACCACACAGCUCAAGCAGUGGACACCCUGCAGCUGUUCUCUAGAGUCAUGGUCCAUUUGCUGGAGGCACACAGCACUUCUCUGAAUGGCAUUCACCAGACGGUGUUAAGAACCUGCUUGCUUACAAACACGGAUGAUGGUGCCAAGCGAGAAACCGGGCUGAAAUUGCUCUCGCUGUACAUCUAUGAGCUGUGGAGUGGAGCGCGGUCACCUGACCUCCUGCUGACCCAUGCCAGACUGCUGUGCCUCAGGACAGGCAUCAGAAAGCCCAAACCUCACGUCCUGCACAUGUGUAAAGACAUUCUGUCUGCGGUUGAAUCAUGACAUGCUGCUUUGUCUAUGGGAUUACAUUGUUUUACAAAAUAAUAAGAAAAAAAAGUUGAGUGGAUCUUUUUGUAAUUUUAUAGUUGUUUAAAAUAAAAAAGAUCGUCAAA